GAGAUCUCCCGGCCCGCUGGCACCUGCUACGCACAGACCAUAUGCCCCUGAGAAGAUGGCGCAACUACAGCUGGCCGCACUAGAGAACCCUGCAGUCUGGAUCUGUUUCAACAAGCUGCAAACCAAAUAUGCCGGACCCAGACAGCACUACGCAUCCGGAUGCCUUGGUCAGCAAUGACGAGGGGAGGAAGUACUGGGAGGGCAUUGACGCCAACGUCAACGGCAUGCUUGGAGGGUUUCCCUACAUCUCUAAGGUGGACCUCCAGGGCUCGCGCAACUUCCUCGCCAAGCUGGGCAUCGGAACAAAACACGGCCAACGCAUUGUGGACAACGCAAUCGAGGGCGGAGCAGGGAUAGGGAGGAUCACCCAAGGUCUCCUGGUUGACGUGGCGAAACAGGUCGACGUAAUCGAACCUGUAGCCAAGUUUACGGCCGCGUUGCGUGGCAAGAGGGGCGUGCGGAAUAUCUCCAAUGUCGGCCUGGAGGAGUGGCAGCCUGUUGAGGGUGUCCAGUAUGACCUCGUCUGGACGCAGUGGUGCGUGGGCCACCUGACCGACGAGCAGUUGGUACGAUACCUAGAGCGGUGCAAGGUCGUGCUCAACCCAGAGAGCGGCAUCAUAGUUCUUAAGGAGAACAUGAGCACAAGUGGCGUUGACGUCUUCGACGACAUGGAUAGCACUGUCACCAGGGAGGAAGCCAAGUUUGAAGCCCUCUUCAAACAGGCGGGUUUGCGAGUCGUUAGGACGGAGAUCCAGAGAGGCUUUGAUCCGGUUUUGCUCCCUGUAAGGAUGUAUGCGCUGCAACCAGAAUUGCUUUCCUGAUCUGAUACCGCCAUAUAUGUAUAUAUUUCUGCAAUAACCGCUUGCAUGACUGGGUAGCGCGUUUGGAUCUCGAUGGCAUGCCACGACUCUUAGGAAAGAGUCACCUGAACUCUUAGAAUAUUUAGACACCACUCUCAUAUUAAUUGACGCGCUUCUUUACCGUGAUUUGCUCCGUUCCAACUCCAUCGGUUGCCUGACUUGUGCCAGUAUGCCGCAGGAAACUUCGCCAUCUACCUGGCCAGCAGGAAGAAUCUGUGUGGACGACGACUGACGGCAACAGCAACAGCAACGGAAACGGCCUUUGGCACCUG
Molecule: messenger RNA, 1132 nt
Organism: Phialemonium atrogriseum
Lineage: Eukaryota; Fungi; Ascomycota; Sordariomycetes; Cephalothecales; Cephalothecaceae
Product: alpha N-terminal protein methyltransferase 1
Exons: 3
Coding region: 129-821 (230 amino acids)
Biological process (GO): N-terminal protein amino acid methylation
Cellular component (GO): cytoplasm
Molecular function (GO): N-terminal protein N-methyltransferase activity
Source: RefSeq, a predicted model, not a curated record